Molecule: messenger RNA, 1404 nt
Organism: Lodderomyces jiufengensis
Lineage: Eukaryota; Fungi; Ascomycota; Pichiomycetes; Serinales; Debaryomycetaceae
Exons: 1
Coding region: 1-1404 (467 amino acids)
Source: RefSeq, a predicted model, not a curated record
AUGAAAUUUUUUACAAUCGCUGUUGCAGCUUUUGCUGUAUCAACUGAAGCUGCUGCUAUCUAUUCACCAAUUGGUAAAUCAGUUGAAGUCCAAGCUAAAAGAGAUGCCGACUUAGUUUCUUUUAAAACCCCAUCACAAAAUAUUGUUUUAGCCGAAAGACUGUUUAUUAACUCCACCAUCACUACAAUUGAUCAAAUAACUAAAGCCAUUGAUGACUUAUUACAAGGUAAUUUUCUUGGAUCUGCUGUUGAUUUCGGUCAAUUACUUAUCACUUUGGGUAUUGAUGCUGCUGAAGCUGCUGAAUGGGGACUUCAUGAAGGAGAAAACGCUUUAGAAAUUAUUGCACAAUUAGGAAAUGUUAUUGCUGGUCAAGCCGCUGGUUCUACAAAAAGAGAUGUUGUUUUAGGAGAUAGAGAUGUUAUCACCACUACCAUCGCUCAAAUUACUAAAGCUAUUAGUGACUUAUUACAAGGUAACUUAGUUGGUUCAGCAGUUGAUUUUGGUCAAUUACUUGUUACUUUAGGUAUUGAUGCUGCUCAAGCUGCUGAAUGGGGUAUUCAUGAAGGUGAAAACGCUUUAGAAAUUAUUGCACAAUUAGGAAAUGUUAUUGCUGGUCAAGCCACUGGUUCUUCAAAAAGAGAUGUUGUUUUAGGAGGAAGAGAUUUUGUCAACUCUACCAUCACUACCAUCGCUCAAAUUACCAAAGCUAUUAGUGAUUUAUUAGAAGGUAAUUUUCUUGGAUCUGCUGUUGAUUUUGGUCAAUUACUCAUCACUUUGGGUAUUGAUGCUGCUGAAGCUGCUGAAUGGGGACUUCACGAAGGUGAAAAUGCUUUAGAAAUUAUUGCACAAUUAGGAAAUGUUAUUGCUGGUCAAGCCGCUGGUUCUACAAAAAGAGAUGUUGUUUUAGCCGAAAGAGAUUUUGUCAACUCUACCAUCACUACCAUCGCUCAAAUUACCAAAGCUAUUAGUGAUUUAUUAGAAGGUAAUUUUCUUGGAUCUGCUGUUAAUUUCGGUCAAUUACUUAUCACUUUGGGUAUUGAUGCUGCUGAAGCUGCUGAAUGGGGACUUCAUGAAGGUGAAAAUGCUUUAGAAAUUAUUGCACAAUUAGGAAAUGUUAUUGCUGGUCAAGCCGCUGGUUCUACAAAAAGAGAUGUUGUUUUAGGAGAUAGAGAUGUUAUUACCACUACCAUCGCUCAAAUUACUAAAGCUAUUAGUGACUUAUUACAAGGUAACUUAGUUGGUUCAGCAGUUGAUUUUGGUCAAUUACUUGUAACUUUAGGUAUUGAUGCUGCUCAAGCUGCUGAAUGGGGUAUUCAUGAAGGUGAAAACGCUUUAGAAAUUAUUGCACAAUUAGGAAAUGUUAUUGCUGGUCAAGCCGCUAGUGUUUCAAAAAGAAACAUUUGA